AUGCAGGCCUCCCUUCCGUCCUGGAAGGACACUGCUGCGCUUUCCAAGAAACACCUUCAGAUGCCAUGGCGGUCAAUACAACUUCUAGUACCUCAUAGACUACGGCGCAAGCUUAGAUCGAAACUACGGAAUCGACAAUCCGCUGCAUCGUCCAUCGCAAACCUCCAGACUUCAUUUUCUCCUGCCGAUACACUCCGCGCCCUCCAGAACCACAAAUGGUCAAUAUAUGAUGGACAAUGGCUGUUACUGGCUGUGGUGGGAAUCUUCUCCUUGAGCAUCAUUGAAUCUCCUGGUCCUUUGGUCAAAACCGCAGUGGCAACACUUCUUCUCACUUCGUGGAUUUUCCCCAUCACUCGACAAUUCUUCCGACCUUUCAUGCCGAUAGCGGCGUAUCUCAUUUUCUUCUACGCUUGCAGAUUCAUACCCGCUGAAUGGCGACCUCCUAUCUGGGUCAAGGUUCUGCCAGCCCUUGAGAAUAUCUUGUAUGGCGCCAACCUGAGUAACAUACUCUCCGCGCAUAAAAGUACCGCCCUCGAUCUGCUGGCAUGGUUUCCAUACGGACUCGGCCAUUUCGGAGCACCAUUUGUGUGCUCUGCGAUCAUGUUCAUAUAUGCGCCACCGACAACGGUCACGGUCUUCGGAUUUACCUUCGGCUACAUGAACCUCUUGGGAGUCGUUACCCAAGUUCUGCUCCCUUGUUCCGCGCCCUGGUAUGAGAACAUGUAUGGGUUGGCUCCAGCAAACUACUCGAUAAAGGGCUCGCCAGCUGGUCUGGCGCGUAUCGACGCUUUUCUGGGUUUCGACAUGUACACUUCUGGAUUCACGGCGUCGCCGAUGGUCUUCGGUGCAUUUCCAUCUCUCCAUGCGGCAACAUCAACUUUAGAAGCAUUGUUCAUGAGCCACGUCUUUCCUAAACUGACGCCGCUCUUUUCGGUUUACGUCAUGUGGUUGUGGUGGGCGACCAUGUAUCUGUCGCAUCAUUACGCGGUCGACUUGGUUGCAGGCAGUCUGCUAGCGGGUGUUGUCUUUUAUUUCGCAAAGGCCAAAUUCCUUCCACGGUUGCAGCCAGACAAAAAUUACCGUUGGGACUACGACUUUGUGGAGAUUGGGGAAGCGCACAACACCUACCGUUAUGGUCUUGCUGGUAUUGACGGUAGCCACCCUGACAGCGACGAGUGGACGAUCGGAUCUUCAUCUUCCGUCUCAUCAGGCUCCCUGAGUCCAACCGAGGAAGGCCAAAACCUCUGGACGGAAGCUUACUCAAACCACGAAAGAUGA
Exophiala viscosa is the source of this 1278-nucleotide messenger RNA. RefSeq lists its product as uncharacterized. Bases 1 to 1278 code for a protein of 425 amino acids. The transcript is spliced from 2 exons. Gene Ontology annotation, cellular component: inositol phosphoceramide synthase complex. Gene Ontology annotation, molecular function: inositol phosphoceramide synthase activity. Gene Ontology annotation, biological process: sphingolipid biosynthetic process; inositol phosphoceramide metabolic process. NCBI's taxonomy places the organism in Eukaryota, Fungi, Ascomycota, Eurotiomycetes, Chaetothyriales, Herpotrichiellaceae. The record is from RefSeq and is a predicted model, not a curated record.